CUUCAACCUUUUAACAAUUGAUUGGCAUUUAAUAAAAUUAAAUCCCAAACCAAUCCCAAAACCUAUCAACUUCUCAGGACAUUUUGUCCUGGACGUGUGUUUUUCGCUCCACCAUUCGCUUUGGCCAUUGCUUGAUAUGACCUAAAAUGCGCGGACGCGGGGGCGCCCGAGGAAGCAGAACACCUUCUGCACCAUGGAGUCGUCUUAAACCGGUAGAUUUGGACCCGUUAGAGUCGAUAGGCUUGCCGUCCAAAGGUGAUAGUAGAUUGCUCGAUUUUAAGACUCAAGAACGUUACUAUACCAAGAUUGUCGAACGCUACAUGACUUUUUGCUCUGAUGCCGGCGAACGUGAUGAGCUCCUCCGCCGCUUCGCAUCACUAGAGCUAUCGUCUAACUCUAAGCACGAGAGCCCUGUCGCGAAACCUGUCCCUAGUUCCUCCUCCUCUCUAGUUUCGAAUCGGCUUUCAAUGGCACCAGCUACUAUACCGACUAAUACGAAAGGCUUAUCCGAUGUCUUAUCAGCGUUGAGAAAGUUACGAGAGGGCAUUGUAGCCUCUAAGCGUGUCGACGACUUUGCUAUUCAAGUCUACCUCUUUUGUAUUCGACUUUCCGUUUUGGUCAGGCAUCCCGAGUCAUAUCAUCCAGCCAUCCUUCACCUACUGCGCCGAAUCCAGCCGCUGCAUAGUAUGACGUCGGUCGAGAUGAGCGAAGUGGUCGGUUAUCUUGUCCUCGACACGGCGUGUAGGAGAAACGACUUAGCCGAGGCGUUCGCCGUGCGACACAAGUAUCGGCUGAGGGACGCAAAGGUUGACAUGGUUCUCGAUGCGCUAGCACACGACAAUUAUAUAGAAUUUAAUCGCCUGAAGAAAAGGGUUGAUGGACACAAGGUAAAGCUACUCGAAUACGCUGACCAAGGCAUGCGGAAACACCUACUCAAGUGCUUCGGGAGGGCGUAUUUGAGCGUGGACCUGGAAUUUUUGGAGUCAUGCGCAGACUCUAAAUGGGGAAGCCUCACGGCAGAAGACGGCGUCGGUUGGGAACUAGAUGGUGGGAAGGUUGUCAUCAGGAAGGUCAAGGCUCGGUAAGUCUAGCAGUAAAUAUUUAUUGAUACCCUUAAGGCGAUAUGACCAUGUUCCAUCAUCCUCGUGAUACUACAAACUUCGACUUGUAAAUUAUGGGACUGGAGCCUAGUGCCAAGAACGCCAAGAUCUUCAGGUUUGUAUUGUGAAGCGAUCCUCUGUACGUAGGGGUUGUUGGAGUUGUUGGU
Messenger RNA from Daldinia vernicosa, 1267 nucleotides. RefSeq lists its product as uncharacterized. The coding region runs from base 147 to 1085 and encodes 312 amino acids. Lineage: Eukaryota; Fungi; Ascomycota; Sordariomycetes; Xylariales; Hypoxylaceae. The transcript has 2 exons. The record is from RefSeq and is a predicted model, not a curated record.